GGAUCGCACGACGCCCUGAGUACGCACUUCCAAGUCGGUAUAAAAAUCCGCGCCACCGCAAGGGUCACUAUCAGUCGAGUGUCGUUAAACGAUCCAAACGCUUCUUUCGCCGUCGACGUGCAGCCAACCCAAUUAGUAAACAUGAAAUUCCUGAUCAUGACCAUCUGCCUCGUGCUUCUGGCUGUCGCACUGGUAUCUGCGCUACCCGCCGUGAACGACGAGAGUAUCUUCGGAGCUGAUGGAGCCGCUGACGAUACCGUGAACCCUCAGGAUCCGCAGGCUAUUCUGCUGAAGAAGCUGUUGCUCAAGAAAAAACUGCUGUUGCUGGGUUGAACAGACAGUAGGAACCGAGUCGCGUCCGACGGUUGGAUAGGCUGCCAGGAGCAGUGUCUGCCUGAUGGAUGCGGCUCGGAUCAAGUUUAGCGACAUAAGAAAUGAUUAUUAUUUUGGAUUUUUUUUACAAAACUGAUGCCUGAUGCCAAGACUAAGUAAUAACGAUUAUUUUUAAUGAUCUGCCACUCGUACAGUAUUCUUGGAUAUGAGCGCAAAAAAAAUGUUUUCAUUUUGCGCUACAUUGAAACUGCCAGUCAAAUAGAUCGAUUGUACAAGCCAAAUAAAAUAUAAGAUUUUUAACAAACGAAA
This is a messenger RNA of Malaya genurostris, 642 nucleotides long. RefSeq lists its product as uncharacterized. Lineage: Eukaryota; Metazoa; Arthropoda; Insecta; Diptera; Culicidae. The transcript is spliced from 2 exons. The record is from RefSeq and is a predicted model, not a curated record. The coding region runs from base 142 to 333 and encodes 63 amino acids.